CCGGCGCGCGCGCUGGCCAUACAUAAGCGCGCCCCGCCGCCGCUGCACCCUGGCCUCGCCCAUCCACCAUCGCCAUGUCUGCCGCCGCCUCCUCCUCCUCCGCGCCCGCCGCGCCGUCGCCGGCGAGCACGACGUUUGCGCCGCUCGGCGCCGCGAAGACGGGCGGCCGCGUGCCGCGCGUCACGCUGCCCAUCCCCAUGGGCGCCACCGCCGCACAGACGAGCGCCGACAUCGAGGCGGCGCGCGCUCGCACCGCCUUCGACCCGCGCGCCAUCGAGGAGUGCCUGCGCGACGGGCGCAUCGACAACGAGGCGCGCCACAAGGUCGUCGCCACGCUCGACAAGGACGAGGUGUUUGGCGACUGGAAGAAGCGCAUGGCGCACAUGAACCGCGAGCAGAAGAUGGCCAUGUCGCACAAGGCCUGCCGCCGCCUGUUGGAGAUUGCCGCGCGCGACGAGUGGACGACGCACGAGAUUGUCGACGCCGCCACCUGCCUCGAUCUGCAGAACCCGAUCACGAUCCACUGGGUCGCCUUUGUGCCCGUCAUCAUGGGCCAGGGCAACGACGAGCAGGUGGAGCGCUGGGGCAACCGCGCCAUGAACCACAACAUCCUCGGCUGCUACUUGCAGACGGAGCUCGGCCACGGCACCAACGUGCAGGCGCUCGAGACGACGGCCAUCUACGAGCCCGAGACGGACACGUUCGACCUGCACAGCCCCACGCUCAGCAGCACAAAGUGGUGGGCCGGCGGCUCGGGCACGACGGCCACGCACGGCAUCGUGCAGGCACAGCUCAUCAUCGCCGGCAAGCGCUACGGCCCGCACCUCUUCUUCACGCCGCUCCGCUCGCUCAAGGACGGCAAGCUCUUCGACGGCAUCGUCGCCGGCGACAUCGGCCCCAAGACGUACGACGCCUUUGCCGGCCUCGACAACGGCUGGGUGCGCUUCGACCACGUCAAGCUGCCGCGCUUCAACAUGCUCGCCAAGCACGCGCAGGUGCUUAAGGGCGGCGAGUACGUGCGCCCGCCGAGCGACAAGCUCAGCUACGGCGGCAUGAUCUUCAUUCGCUCCCAGAUGAUCGACCGCACCGGCUGGAUGCUGAGCCGCGGCAACACGAUUGCCAUGCGCUACUCGCUCGUGCGCCGCCAGUUCCGCGACCCCGACGCCAAGGACCCCGCCGAGAUUGAGCGCAGCGUGCUGUCGUACCCGUCGCUCAACCGUCGCCUCGUGCCGCUGCUCGCCAAGUCGUACGCCUACAUCAUUGCCGGCCGCCGCAUGCGCACGCUGUACGAGGACAUGGCGCAGCAGCUCGACAGCGGCGACACGACGCUGCUCGCCGACGUGCACGUGGCGAGCUCGAGUCUGAAGGCCUACUGCACCAAGCAGGCGCUCGACGGCAUCGAGGAGUGCCGCCAGGCGCUCGGCGGCCACGGCUUCAGUGCCUACGCCGGCUUCACCUCGCUCUUCCCCGACAACGCGCCGGCGGUGACGUACGAGGGCGACAACUAUGUGCUGAUGCAGCAGGUCGGCCGUGCCAUGCUCAAGACGCUCACCGCGCUCGAGAAGGACCCCCAGGCUGCCGUGACGAACACGACGGCGUUUCUGCGCGCCAUCGACACGCCCAACAGCGUGCCGUUCAAGGCGCCCACGUCGGCCGCCGAGUGGCUGCAGCCCGACGUGUACACGGCAGCGCUCGGCCUGCGCACGGCUCAGCGCGUCUCGGACCUGCGCGCCGAGGUGCGCUCGGGGCGCCGCUUCGUCGACCUCAGCUGGGACUGCGUCGAGGUGGCGCGCUCCCACGCCGAGGUCGUCGUCAACGCCUGGUUCUCCGAGGGCGUCUCUGACGACGCCGGCCGCUUCGGCGAGCAGGGCACGAAUUGGCUCAACAAGCUCGUCACGCUGCACGCCCUCGUCUGCGUUGCGCGCGACAUUACGCCGCUCGCACUGCCCGCCGCCAGCGGCCGCAGCCUCGCCGGCUACGCCGCCGGCAGCUCGAUCCUCUCCGCCGACGCCGUGCUGCACCUCGAGACGGCGAUCCGCGGCCUCGUCGAGGAGAUCCUGCCGCAGGUCAUCGGCCUCACCGACGCCUUUGGCUGGACGGACUGGGAGCUCAGCUCGGCGCUCGGCCGGCACGACGGGCGCGUGUACGAGGCACUGAUGGCCGACGCCGAGAGCAACCCGCUCAACCACCCGCAGCCCAAGGACGGCAACCCGGACAAGGCGGGCCACUACCAGUACGGCUCGGCACAGACGGGCAAGUUCGUCAGCGCCAGCUGGCGCGCCGAGAUCGAGCCGCUGCUGCGCGCCGCCAACAAGGCCGCCUACGAGGGCCCGAUCAAGGGCGACGGCAGCAAGCUGUAGAGUCGGGCUCGUCGUAUGCUCCGUCUUCCGCUCA
Molecule: messenger RNA, 2394 nt
Organism: Tilletiopsis washingtonensis
Lineage: Eukaryota; Fungi; Basidiomycota; Exobasidiomycetes; Entylomatales
Product: acyl-CoA oxidase
Exons: 4
Coding region: 75-2360 (761 amino acids)
Biological process (GO): fatty acid beta-oxidation using acyl-CoA oxidase; lipid homeostasis
Cellular component (GO): peroxisome
Molecular function (GO): fatty acid binding; FAD binding; acyl-CoA oxidase activity
Source: RefSeq, a predicted model, not a curated record